ACAAUGAAUUUUAAAUAGUUAGAACCCGCCUACUCAGGCGCACUAGUUAGGGUACACACUUACUGUUUCUGUGGGACAUGAAAUAGUACACUAUGGCGAUUACGGCGCUAUUUGAGACCGAGCCUGGGAAACCGCUCAUGAUUACUGGGCGUCAAAAACAGUGAUGUUUUAGGUGUAAGUGCAAAUGGGUCGACAAGAAUGGAUAAAUAUUAUGAUACACUUCCAGGCGCGGUGUCGCGGGUAUUUGAUGAGGACAGAGCUGAAGAGUGUCCAGGCUGAGUAUGAGGACAUAGUGAGGGAGCUGGAGGGAGCAGUGGAGCACCUGAGCUGGAGAGGACACGUCAUCCCCAAACCUCACUUCACUGAGGCUAACUUAGACGGUGAAUUUUCCAGAUAUCAGUGGCCAAAAGAUGUUGAGGAAGCGACGGUGCAGGAUGAAACACCUUGCCUUCACUCCAAGGUCCUGGUCCCAGAGAGGGAUGAACCAAGUUGUGGCUCAGAGAGAGACUGCAGGGGGGUCAGUGGACCACCAGGGGGCGACACAGAGCAAGAGGGAGAGCAGAGAGACAGUGGAGAUGAAUCUGCUGCAUUGGCUCUACAGAUGAGCAACAGUAUACCACAGCAUGCUCCCCCGAUGCGUACUCUGCUGAAAGAUAUAGCACACACUCCUGACGCUCUGAAGCAGCACAGAAACACUCUAGCCAUGGAGCUGCUGUGGAUCCAACAGGCCAUCGCCAGCAGGAAGAAAUAUCUGACCCUGAAGCAGAAGUUGGAAACGUCAUAGCGAGUGAGGACCUCAUGAAAGAUUGGACGUUUUAGUGUUUUACCUUCACAAAGGUUUAAUUGGACACGAAUGCGACCUUCUGACCUUUCCUCAUUGUCUUUUUAUUUCGGCUGUACAAAAAAAAAAAAAAAAAAGAAUGAUUGUAAUAAUGAAUGUAAAGCGUGACGCUGUGCCUAUUUAUUUCAUAUUGAAUUUUAUGAAGAUAACAUUUAAUAAAUGCUAUUUAUUUUGGAA
This is a messenger RNA of Clarias gariepinus (North African catfish), 1018 nucleotides long. It is a transcript of the gene iqcc, whose product is annotated as IQ motif containing C. Gene Ontology annotation, molecular function: protein binding. The transcript has 5 exons. The record is from RefSeq and is a predicted model, not a curated record. Bases 185 to 784 code for a protein of 199 amino acids. Lineage: Eukaryota; Metazoa; Chordata; Actinopteri; Siluriformes; Clariidae.